AUGUCGGCCCCUCUCAGACAUCCGAAUACAGUGGUUCUCCAGGCACCAACAGUGACUAUCUCGCCACUGAUCCGCUUCGGACGUUAUGCGGCUCUCUCCCUUGGUAUCGUGUACGGUAAGAUUUUUCGGGCAAAGAAUGGGCUGAAACUUGCGCUUAAACCCGGUCUUUUCGGACUCCCAUCCAUAUAUCUGCAUAGAAAACCUUCGAAAAAGUUGAAACGGCAAUUUGCCCAGCCCAUCGCAAAACUGACAUCUAUAAUCCCGAAUUUUUCACAAACAUUAAUCAAAAACCAUUCAGGAUUCUUCCGUCUCCGUCAAGUCCGCGAGUACCACGCUGAUCUCCGUGAGUGGGAACACGAGAAGGCUGUCGCUGCCGCCGAAGAGGCCGCCAAGAAGAAGAAGUGGCUUGCCAAGGACGAGAUGAGAUACCUCAUGCAGGUAUGUGAAAAAUUUUUGUAUUUUAUUGAGAUAAAUAUUGUCAGACUCUGUCGAAGCAGUGAAACAUUUCGGUUUCAGCUUUUUUUUAAAUGAAAACCUUGCACUUCGAAGAAACAUGUAGCCUCGAAAGUUCCGUUAUCCUGAUGUCUUCAAUGUUUCUUCUUGAAAUGUCAAGUGUUGCACUGAAACUUUCAAAAAAAAGUGCUGAAUUCGUGGAAGGUUUCUAAAAUUGCGUUUUGUCGGAGCCAGGCUCCUUUCACCAAUUCUGAGUCGAUUAACCAGGAAAAACUGUUUCACUGUCUGUGAAGUAGUUUGUUUAAAUCUUGUUUUCACAAAAACUUAUUGUCAAAGCGCUAUAAUAAUCAAAAUUGUACAAAAACUCAUAAAUGUUUUGCAGGUCGUCAACAUUCCGUUCGAGGAGGGAGUCAAGCAAUUCGGAGUUGCCGAUCUUUACAAGGAGGAUUAA
Caenorhabditis sp. 36 PRJEB53466 is the source of this 904-nucleotide messenger RNA. The record is from the annotation of a GenBank genome assembly. NCBI's taxonomy places the organism in Eukaryota, Metazoa, Nematoda, Chromadorea, Rhabditida, Rhabditidae.